AUGUUCGGUUUAUCACAACCGACAUGGAAUAUUUGUCAGCUGGGAGCUGUCUUCUUCUUCAAUUUCUUCUCAUUCUUCACUCUAUCAGCUCUAUCACAAACAAUUAUUGAAAAUGUAGCGGAAAGUGAAGGAAUUAACCAACAUGCCGGUUAUUACAGUGCCUUUCUAACAUAUCUCGUUUUCACGUUUGGACAUUUUGUCGCCACUCCAAUCGUUGAAAUUAUCUCUCCGAAAUGGUCAAUAGUGAGUGGAUUAGUGGGUUAUGCAAUGUUUGAAGCAGCAUUUCUAUUGAUGAACGAGUACUUUUUGUACUUUUCGGCAGCAUGUGCUGGAUUUUCAGGCUCCUUAUUAUGGACGGGUCAGUUUGACUAUCUUGCUCAAAACUGUCAACCGCAUACUCUGGAUAGGAACUCGUCAAAUUUAUGGGGUUUAUCCCAAAUAUCGUUGAUAUUCGGAGGUUCAUAUCUAUUGAUUCUGUAUCGAUUUCAGACUGGAAAUGAGUUUCAGAUGCCUUUGAUUCGGUUAGUUAUCGGAUCAUUUUUGGGAUGCACUCUGAUCUCAAUUUUAAUUGGAUUUUUUCUUCCGAAGCCAGUUUUCAAGGCAGAAAAGUAUAAAAUUCCAUACUUCAAGCAUUUGGCAGAAAUAGCGAAAAUAUCCUUUGACCGGAACCUUCUAUUUCUACUUUCCACAUUUCUUUAUACUGGAAUGGAAUUAUCAUUUUUCUCUGUUGUUUUUCCAACGAUGGUCUCAUUCACAAAGGCACUUGGAAACACGAGAGAUCUCAAUGCAUGCGCCUCAAUUUUUGUAGGAAUUGGAAAUGUUUCUGGUUGCUUUGCGUUAUCUGCUCUUGGUGCUCGCGUUCGAGAAAUCGGCCGGAAGAAGAUGGUUCUGUUGGCUGCGAUCCUUCACAUGACAUGCUUCCUGUUGUCGUUUCUGAUGUUCCCCGAUGAGUCUCCACUAAAACCGACAGAUAAAUUAGGUUAUUUCGAACCGAGGCAAGGAUUAUAG
Molecule: messenger RNA, 1008 nt
Organism: Caenorhabditis remanei
Lineage: Eukaryota; Metazoa; Nematoda; Chromadorea; Rhabditida; Rhabditidae
Exons: 8
Coding region: 1-1008 (335 amino acids)
Source: RefSeq, a predicted model, not a curated record